Molecule: messenger RNA, 3728 nt
Organism: Stegastes partitus (bicolor damselfish)
Lineage: Eukaryota; Metazoa; Chordata; Actinopteri; Pomacentridae
Gene: shisa4
Product: shisa family member 4
Exons: 5
Coding region: 182-814 (210 amino acids)
Source: RefSeq, a predicted model, not a curated record
CACAGCCGAGAUGUGUCAUUUCGACGGAUAAAUUACCGACCGUCGAGACCGUCCCGUCUCCCGUGCUGUUCCCACACCAGGAUAAUGCCAGAGAACGGCCGUUAGCGGCGAUCAUUUCUGCUCGUUUUUACCGAUGAAAACACCUGCUCUGUAAAACAGCCUCUCUCGGUUCGUGUUCAGGAUGGGGAUGGUCUUUCUGACGGGCAACAUGUCCCUCAUCUCGUUGACUUUGGCGCUGCUGGCCGUCGUCCUCUGCACUUCUCCGGUCAGUGGGAAUGAGGACUGUCUGUGGUACGUGGAUAAAAAUGGCACCUGGCACAAUGGCUUCGACUGCCCUCUCAUCACAUUCUGCUGUGGGAACUGCCACCGGCGCUACUGCUGCUUGGACGCCUUCAAGAUGAUCACGGAGCGGGAGCAGAAACGCUGCAUGCUCUUCCAGUUUAGCCCCACCACUUUAGCUGGAAUUGCCUCCUCCAUCCUCCUGUUUGUGGCCAUCAUUGCAACUAUGGUCUGCUGCUUCAUGUGCUCCUGCUGUUACCUCUACCAGAGAAGGCAGCAGAGGGGCAGGACACCUUAUGAUGCCCAGCAGAUCCCUAUGGCCAGCUACCCAGUGGAGCCCAUGUAUGAUGCGUAUGGAAAACCACUUGGACCCUCUGACUACCCACAUGCAGGUUAUCCAAUGGCGCCCCAGUAUCCUGGCAUGCCCCCACAAUACCCAAUGAUGCAGCCCAGUCCUUACCCACCACACCCGAUGGAUCCUGCAUACAGCCAGGCCCCACCACCGUACUCUCCACCUCAGUAUCCUGGUCACUGAUGGGCUCAUCUUCAUACACACAGUGAGAAACAACUGCAGCUGAGAGAAAUGACUGUUACAAAAGGAGAAGGCAGCAACACUCUCUCACACUCACUCACUCACACACACACACACACACACACACACACACAAACACGAUGAAAUAAACACUCAAACGCUACAACUUGACUAGCAGUGGUUUGCCUGUGAAAGAGAAUAGGAGGCACUUUAAGGUUUUCUUUUUUUGUUUUGUUGUUGUUUAUUUACAGCGUCGUCCUUCUUUUCCACAGUACUAAUGUAAAUCAGAUUCUGUCCGGCAACCUGAUGCCUGACUGCCCAGGGUGGGUUUCACAGCGGGCGUCGCAUGAUCCUUAGAGUGACGAGGUAUCCAUGUCUCAAUGCUGUGCUGCCUCUUCUGCUCUGGCACACACACCUCAAUGACAGGGCAUCAUCUAAAGAGAGUGCUCAUUACCUUACAGAAAAGGGAUCAGAAGGGAUGAUAGUACACUCCCUCUUUGUUUGUGAAAGAAAAAAAUGCUUUGUUUCCUCACUUUUGUUAAAUUUGAAUAAAUUGAUUACUGCCAAUGGCUACAUUCCAGGUUAUCUCUGUGACUGAUCCACAUUCUCCAGUUAUGAUAACAUGAUGUCUUUGUAUCUGUAUUUGAUGUUUGUUUGUUUUUUCCACAAAGUUUGUCAUAGCUGAAAAUGCAAACAAAUUAAUAAUAAGGGAUGCAUGUUCAAUUAAGACAGAGACAUAUUUGGAUAAUAGGCAGAUGGCUUAGUGGUUUUAUGGUACCACCAGUGCUGUGUACGAAAGCUUUUGUCACCCGUUAGUUUGAACUUUGUCUUGUCUUUUUUUGUAUCUGGCUUGAGUAAUUGCUUCAAGGUAGUUUAUUAGUACCACCCUUUUCAUGUUCCAUCUCAACUUCAGCAUGCUACCCAGUCAAAGUUACCUGUCCUCUUCUGCUUCUUUUUGUGGUUUUAAAUAAAUUAGAGAUGAAUCUUAAGAUUAAUCCCAUUACACCAGGUAGGAUGACAGUGAAAUUCAUGUUAAAUGUUUAUUUCUUGUAACAUAUCGGAUCAGGGGAGCUGCAGGUGACGCUGCUUGAUUAAAACAAAAUGUCCCGCCUUACAAUAACUAACCAUGAAAAAGAAGAGAUUAACUAUUUAAAUACCUAUUUUGUAAAUCGGUUCUUCAGCUGAAUAUUUUAUGAUAUUGUAACAGGUUAUUUUAAAACUGUGUAUUGUUAUUGUAACAUAAAAUAUGAUGUUUUGGCAUCUUUCCAUUUAGUAUUUAUUAUUAUUGAAGUUACCUUUUACUGUGAAUGGGUUCUCACCUUCUGGACAAAGCUACAAAGCCAAAAAUGACUACUGUUAAAAAGAAAAAGAAGAAAAAAGUCGUUGACCACCUCACGUUAAAGGAUUUGUGUGACAUUUUGGGAAAUACGCUUUCUAGCAGAGAAGAUUGAUACCUCUCGUACAUGUGUACAGUACAGGGGUGAAAGAAGCACUCCUCUCCCUUACUUAUGUAAAAGUACAGUAUAGAAAUACAAAUGCCUGAAGUAAAAUAGAAUUAGCUGUAAAAUGUACCAAAAGUAAAAGUACUCAUUGUGCACAGUGGUCUGUUUUAGAAUAACAUAUAUACUAUGCUACUAAAUUAUAAUUAUUGAUGCAAUAAUGUUGCAGAUGGUAAAGGUGAAACAUAUAUUUGAAUUUUUGUGGUGGUUAUUUUGUAUCAAUAAUGAGAACCUGCAACCUAACUAAUAUUCUAUAAAUGUAGUGAAGUAAAAAGUGCAAUUUUUUCCCCUGACAUACAGUGACCCAGAGGUAUUAAGUAGCAUAAAAUAGAAAUAGUAAAGUAGUAAAAUUUGCACUUGAAGUACUUCGUAUCAAUCUGCUGUUGCAUCAUACCUUUCUGCCCCUUUUAUGACAAAUACAGGCAGAGCCAGUGGCCUGUUAGCCUAGUUUAGCAUUAAGAGUAGAAACUUGUCUGGCACUGAUUAAAUACAAACAUCCUGCUAGAACCUAGGAUUUGUAAUAAAAUGUGACAGAGAAUGUUGUGCAGCUACCUUAUCAAAGUACUUGGAUAAGUUAGAUGGAGAGGAGACUUUAGUUGGGUUUUGAGAAAGAGCUAGGGGCUGUUUCCAUUGUUCAUGCUAAGCUAAGCUAAUAGUUCAUGUUAAAGUCCAAGGCUUGGGCAAGAUGUUUCUCCUGACCAUAACCAACAAGCAGAUGGCUGAUAGGUGGAAUUUCUCAAAAUGUCGAACUAUUCUUUCAGAUGGUCCCUUACAGUGUGGACUCUGGUGAGGUCAGAGCCUGCAUCCUGUAAUGGCGGCUGUGUUUAGCUUCCUGGACAGACUACAGCAGCCCCGAGCUCCUUUGUAAGCGGUUUAAACUGUAAAACAUAAUGUUGUUGUUGUCUGACUCCUACGAGGUGAUUCCUGGAUUAAUCAGGUUUAAUCUAUUGAACAACUUUAAUGUCAAAUGAGGCGCAUAUUUUUUAAAAAAAGUACACAGCUGAUCAGAGAAGCAUAGGCCUGAGACUUACUGCUGUAUCUUAUCUCACUUCUCAACCAUGCAGGAAAUCAGACGAGAACUACUACCGCCAGUUUACAGCGUAAAUUAUUCACUCCGAUGGCGACAUCCAUGUGUACAGAUUUGUUGAGCCUUUGUAAAGCACAAGGAGAACGCUGGGAUUUUCUUUGUACACAUGUAGUUUGACAUAACAUUUGCUUAAUGAUGUUUCUGUUCAUUUGUGCUUCUAAACCAACUCCAUGAGUGUGUUUUAAUGAAAUUGACAUCAGGUUGCAAAAUAAUGUGUCCAGAUAUGGCUUUUUGUCCGUUGUCAUAUGGAUGGUAUGACAUUGUAAUAUAAAGUGAGUGAAAAAAAAAAUUUCUAUUAACAUAAAAUUUAACUUUGGAAUGUAAAAUACAA